UUUAUAAGGUCUUCCCGGGCGCCCGGCGACAUCGCUGUCUCUGUGGCGCAAUCGGUUAGCGCGUUCGGCUGUUAACCGAAAGACUCGCGGCCCCCACGCGCGCACUCCGAUGACCUUUCCGUCUCCGGUGAUCUGGGGCUGCACGGCGCAGGCACGACCACGGAGGCCAAAAGCGCAGCGGAACCUCCCGGCUCCGGGUUUCAGUUUCCGCACGCGCUCCGAGACUCUUUGGGCGACGGCCCCAGGGACCCGGAGCGCUAAGGAGGACGGACCUCAGAGGUUGUCUGAAGGCCGAGGCCAAGAUGGCGGCGCUGUCAGCUCCUGGCCUGGGCGGCUUCCGGAUCCUUGGUCUGCGCUCCAGCGUGGGCGCGGCUGUGCAGGCACGAGGUGUCCAUCAGAGCGUGGCCACCGAUGGCCCAAGCAGUGCCCAGCCUGCCCUGCCGAAGGCUGGAGCCAUGGUUCCCAAGUCCAGCAGCCGGGGCGAGUAUGUGGUGGCCAAGCUGGAUGACCUCGUCAACUGGGCCCGCCGGAGUUCUCUGUGGCCCAUGACCUUCGGUCUGGCCUGCUGCGCCGUGGAGAUGAUGCACAUGGCCGCACCGCGCUACGACAUGGACCGUUUUGGCGUGGUCUUCCGCGCCAGCCCGCGCCAGUCCGACGUCAUGAUCGUGGCCGGCACACUCACCAACAAGAUGGCCCCAGCGCUCCGCAAGGUCUACGACCAGAUGCCGGAGCCGCGCUACGUGGUCUCCAUGGGGAGCUGCGCCAACGGAGGAGGCUACUACCACUACUCCUACUCGGUCGUGAGGGGCUGCGACCGCAUCGUGCCCGUGGACAUCUACGUCCCAGGCUGCCCACCCACGGCCGAGGCCCUGCUCUACGGUAUCCUGCAGCUGCAGAGGAAGAUCAAGCGGGAGCGGAGGGUGCAGAUCUGGUACCGCAGGUAGUGCCGCCACUGCCACCGGAGCCUGUCGCCGUCCUGUCCCCAGCCUGCUUUUGUCCCGUAAGGUUGUCAAUAAAUUUGCCCUCAGGCCGCUGCC
Molecule: messenger RNA, 1037 nt
Organism: Rhinopithecus roxellana (golden snub-nosed monkey)
Lineage: Eukaryota; Metazoa; Chordata; Mammalia; Primates; Cercopithecidae
Gene: NDUFS7
Product: NADH:ubiquinone oxidoreductase core subunit S7
Exons: 9
Coding region: 303-944 (213 amino acids)
Biological process (GO): aerobic respiration; electron transport coupled proton transport; mitochondrial respiratory chain complex I assembly
Molecular function (GO): 4 iron, 4 sulfur cluster binding; NADH dehydrogenase (ubiquinone) activity; quinone binding
Source: RefSeq, a predicted model, not a curated record